Molecule: messenger RNA, 1629 nt
Organism: Endocarpon pusillum Z07020
Lineage: Eukaryota; Fungi; Ascomycota; Eurotiomycetes; Verrucariales; Verrucariaceae
Exons: 2
Coding region: 1-1629 (542 amino acids)
Molecular function (GO): hydrolase activity
Source: RefSeq, a predicted model, not a curated record
AUGGAUCUUAGCCCAAUGACCCUGGCAAAGGUGCUACUACCUGUAACUCCUAUACUCCUGAAAACAGCAGUCUUGAACACUCUCUCCCUUUCACUUAAUGCCGGAAAACAAGAUCUACGCACAGAGCUCACCGUGUCUGUGAUACGUGAGCUGCUCAAGAAACCCAAUCCGAUCGGCAAAAUUCAAAGGGGAGGCUUGAGAGAUCCUGGUAUCAAAGGAAAGAUGUGGAUCUCGAAGAUUACACUGCCAAAACCGGAGGAUCAUGAAGGAAUAAGACCCAGAGAUGCGCUGGACAUGGCAAUCAAGGAUCUGGGAGAUGGGUCCGAGACAUAUAGGCUGCCGGAGACCUCAGCCGUGGAAGCAGAAUGGACUGGCUAUCGGGGUGGAGUCGACAGCGACGCCCCAAGACCCGACAUUUCCGAGGAAGAGCAAUACCGACAGUUGAUGUCUGAGGUCCGAUCAAAGGUGACGGUCCUCUAUUUUCAUGGCGGUGCAUACGUCGCAAUGGACCCAGCAUCGCACCGCCUCCCAGUCUCUUACCUCGCCAAAUUGACCUCCGGCCGUUGCCUCUCCGUCCGCUACCGCCUCGCCCCCCAACACCCCUUCCCCACCGCAAUCCUCGACGGCCUAAUCGCCUACCUGUCUCUCCUCUCCCCACCCUCAGACUCCUACCACACCGCCGUAUCUCCCUCCAACAUCGUCUUCGCAGGCGACAGCGCAGGCGGGAAUUUGUGUCUAUCCCUUUGCCAGACCCUCCUAACGCUCCAACGAAAGGGAAUCCGCAAAAUCCGCUUCCAUGGCCGCGACGUCGCCCUCUCCCCCCCGGCCGGAAUCGCUCUGAGCUCACCUUGGUGCGACAUCAGCCGCGCUAUGCCUUCCUGCCAUACCAACGCCACCUACGACUACCUCAUGCCACCUCCGGAUUUUGGUCUAGCCGCCGACUUGCCGUCCGAUGACAUAUGGCCAACGCAGCCGCCCAGGGUGGACAUGUACGUCAACGCAACCGCGCUCAUUCAUCCCCUCGUCUCGCCUGUAGCGGCGAAACCGGAGCUCUGGAGGGGUGCGCCGCCCACGUACAUGUGUGCCGGGACGGAGGCGCUGGAAGACGAGAUCGCGGUUGUGGCUAGACACAUGGAUGAGGCGGGAGUAUAUGUGCAGUUUGAUACGUAUGAGGGCAUGCCGCAUUGUUUUGGGAUGAUCUUUCCGAAGAGUCCAAUGGGGAGGGAGUCUAUAAAGAGUUGGGGGAAAUUCAUCGUGGAAGCAGGAGAUGUGGGGAUUUUGGAGAAGGAGGCGGGGGGAAGGCGAAGGGGGAAGGCCACUAUGGCAGUGGCUUUUAAGGAUCCAGUUGUGAAGCGCGAAGUCAAGUGGAAUGAGCUCAAGCAGGAGUUAAGUGGUGAAGAUGUAGAGAGCUUGUUAAGGGCGAAGAGGGAGAGGUAUAUCAAGAAGGAGGAGGAGUUGGUGAGGGCGUGGAAGAAAGACGAGGAGCCGAGUCUGCAGGGGGGAGAAGGUGAGAACGUGAUGCAGGCGAACGGGGAAAUUAAGAACGGGCAAAAGCAGCGACAUGACCUGUGCCAGGGCCAGGGCCAAGGCCAGGAGGACUCGAGUUUGGCGGCGAAGUCGAAAUUAUGA